GGACAACAUGGAUGCCAAAUGUUGGGAAAAUGCGAUUUCGUACACGAAUUUCAAAUUCUCAUGUUAAUUUUUUGUUGUUAUUAGUGAUGUCAGUGACUAAAGACGAAUGAAACAUGGCUGGCUGGUUCUCUGCUCCAUAGAGAAUCUGUUGAUAACCUCACUGACUGACACUGCUGAGCCGUUAACCCUGGGGUCGUUCAAGCAUCAUGGCACAGACGGACGGUGACUCUGCUCCCGCUGGUGUUAAUACUUCACCCCAUGAAGAAGAAUUUGAACCAGAAGACGGGUUAUCUCCUCUACAUGUCCCGGGACAGUCCAAAACCUCCUCAGCCCGGGUUUUAACCCCUGAGGAGCUGGACAGACUGAGCAGUGACAGAGCUCUGGUGUCAGAGUUCAAACAGAUGAAGUUAGAGAAGGAGGCUCAGAAAAACUGGGAUUUAUUUUAUAAGAGAAACACCACUAACUUCUUCAAGGACAGACACUGGACCACCAGAGAGUUUGAGGAGCUCAAAGCAUGCAGGGAGUUUGAGUCCCAGAAGCUCGUGCUGCUGGAGGCCGGCUGUGGUGUUGGAAACUGCAUCUUCCCUCUGCUGGAGGAUGACCUCAACAUCUUUGUCUAUGCCUGUGACUUCUCCCCACGAGCUGUGGAAUUUGUCAAAAAAAACCCUCUGUACUGCCCUGAGCGCUGCAGUGCCUUCCAGUGUGAUCUGACCAAAGAUGAUCUGAGGGAGAACAUUCUGGAGGGCAGCGUGGACGUCGUCACUCUAAUCUUUGUCCUGUCUGCUGUCCAUCCUGACAAGAUGAAGCUGGCUCUGCAGAACAUCUGCAGGGUGCUGAAGCCUGGCGGUAUUGUCCUGUUCAGAGACUACGGCCUCUACGAUCACGCCAUGCUGCGAUUUAAAGCCGGCAGUAAGCUGGGGGAAAACUUCUACGUCCGCCAAGAUGGUACCAGAUCCUACUUCUUCUCUAAAGAGUUACUUGCUGAGCUCUUCGAGGAGACGGGGUUCCAGUGUGUCUCCAAUGACUACGUCCUGAGAGAGACAGUCAACAAGAAGGAGGGGCUGUGUGUCCCCAGAGUGUUCCUGCAGAGCAAAUUCACUAAACCCAGCCAAUUACAGAGCUCCUGAUGCCAGUUUACUAAAGACACUGAAGACUGAAAUGUCUGAUCGGCAGUGGAUACUAACAUGGUGAAAUGUCACAGACUGGGGCUUGUGCCUUAGACACCACAGUGUUUGGAUCCUUUACAUGGAGAAACCAGAGGCUGAGGUGGAUAAAUACUGCUGCCUCACAUAAAUCAACAGCUGUUUUUGCUCUUUCAUCAAAAGAUGCAAAAAGUGUGAGUCCUGGGGGCUUUAUAUUUAGAAAAAUGUGGAAUUGUAUGAUGAUAAGGCAACGAUUAACAACAUGAACAUUAGUUAACAAGAGGUUAUUUUGGAGCUGAAUGAAGAGGACAUUGGUCGGUGUUUUUUAUACGUUUUUACACGUUUGUAUGGACUUAAUCACACUUUAACAAACUUCUACAGUUCACCCUAAAUUUUUAAGCUUUUCAUCAUGUGAAUAACCUGCUGGUUUAACUGAAAAUAAUUUGUCUUGAUAUUUAAAGGCAAUUGCAUUUUCUUAAGCUGUGCCAUAUUUUUAAUAAGGAUAACAAAUACACAAUAAGCAGCUUUUCUCAAUUGGGAGAAAGUUUUAAAAUUAUGGAAAUAUUUUUGAAUUUGAGAAUUUGUUUUAAAAAUCUGUACGAAUUAUUUUUCAGAUUUUUAUUCUAGCAUCUGUACAAGACUCUACAAGACUGUGUCUUGACAUUUGAUUUUUUAUUUUUGCUUUGAAACUGUUCAUAAAAAGAUGAUGAAAUUCAUUUCCAUUAUCACAGUUUGAUCUUAAAUUAAGCCAUCUAUAAAUCAAAGGUUAUGAUAAUC
This is a messenger RNA of Cheilinus undulatus (humphead wrasse), 1919 nucleotides long. It is a transcript of the gene mettl6, whose product is annotated as methyltransferase like 6. Bases 207 to 1127 code for a protein of 306 amino acids. NCBI's taxonomy places the organism in Eukaryota, Metazoa, Chordata, Actinopteri, Labriformes, Labridae. The transcript has 5 exons. The record is from RefSeq and is a predicted model, not a curated record.